Molecule: messenger RNA, 974 nt
Organism: Gaeumannomyces tritici R3-111a-1
Lineage: Eukaryota; Fungi; Ascomycota; Sordariomycetes; Magnaporthales; Magnaporthaceae
Exons: 2
Coding region: 219-533 (104 amino acids)
Biological process (GO): translation
Cellular component (GO): mitochondrial large ribosomal subunit
Molecular function (GO): structural constituent of ribosome
Source: RefSeq, a predicted model, not a curated record
AAUUCGAUGCCGCGAAUUGACACCCCUGUUGCUAGCAGCGAACUUUCUAAGCUGUGAAUACCCUCGCCGCGGAAGCCAGGACCAAUAGAGAAAAUACAGCACUCCCGUCACCACUCCCUCAGGCGCAUGUAAACCGAGCCCCAGAGGCCGACUGGGAGUGAAAAUCCGCAUACAUACACGACCCAUUUCCCCUCGCCGACCGCCGAUCACCAUUCGCGAUGCAGCCGUCCAAGGCCCUCCAGGGCGUCUAUCGCAAGCUGCAAUUGACCACCAAGGACAUCAAGAAGGGCUUCUACAAGGGUACAGGCUCUGGGUCUAUGGGCAGUCACACCAAAUGGGGCACAUACAAGAUCGAUUGGAGGAAAGUCAGGACAUAUGUGGUACCGAAAAACCUGGCAGAGACGAAGCUCACCCCCUUUGUCACAAAGAAGAUGGAGCCCAUAAACGGAUUUGGGCAGUAUCGCGACCGCGCCGGCCCCAAGAGUCCUCAGCUAUACCUGGACAGGUGGAAGGCCGAGAAUGGGCUUGACUGAGGUUCCUAUGUGAGGAAUAGUGAAAAGGGGAUCGGUGGGCUGCGACUAGCCUAGAACUGACGGGCCUGGACCAGCCUCCUGCUGCUCUGCCCUACUUGUAUCGCUUCGCUAUGACAUCCAUGAAUGAUUGAUGGCUAGCUGGCCGCGCGCAAGGGGUUCUUGUCGCCAAGGCAAAGGCUGGAUAUACACGGUGACCACACAACAGCUUAAAGGCCACCUAAGGAUUGUAUUUCUUCUAGGAGUCACGGCAGAGUCUGUCUGGUUGGCGCGGCUCAGCUGGAUAUCAUGUAUUAUACCGGGGAACGAAUCUAUGUAUGAACAAAUGCGCGUAUAAAAAGACUCUCGUGUAGACUUGGGUAGGCAAUAUUCCAAACUUGGCGCCCUUGCGCUUCCUGGGCACAGGACUAGGAGGUAGAAUCAAAACUGGAGAGACAUGUCUCG